CCAAAAAGGAAAGCAAAGAGAGUGUGUGGAUAAUGAAGUGAAUAAAAGAGAUGGGGUAUCUUUUUCUCCCCCUUUAUAACCAACCCUCACUUUGUUUCCUUUUUAGUUUGGGGGGAGUUUGCAGAGGCUUUGAGUCUGACAAAAGGAACUCUCUUUCAUGAUCUGGGAUUUCAACUGUUUCAAACUCCUAAAUUCUGUGCAUACAUCAUAUUCACACAGUGAAGAAUGAAGGUGAUGAUGAUGAUGAAACACGUGCGCACUGAGAUUAUCCUCACAGCAGGAUCCACUUGAUCAUCCAUCCCAACACCUUCAUUUAUCCUUUCUGCUACUGCUGCUGCUACUUUACAAACUAGCUCCCCGAUUUUCUCUCACAAUUCACAAAUUCAUCACCCAACCAAACCCUUUUCAUGGGUUGAUUCGAAUAAGUGAAAGUGCAGGAAAUACCAUUAGAUCUUUGCAAAACUCGUUUAGAAACUGCGAAAGCCAUAUCCGAUAUGGCGACCUACUUUCAUGGGAACCCUGAAAUCCAAGCAGCUGAUGAUCUUCAAACCCUCGUACUUAUGAACCCUGCCUAUGUUCACUACUCCAAUACCCCUCCUCCUCCGCCGCCCUCAAACAACCUCGUUUUCGUCAACUCCCUCUCUCCUAACGCUCCCUCUUCCCACUCCCAGCAACUCGUUGGCAUCCCUCUCCCGGCCGUCACCUCCGGUUCCAACCAAGACGCCAUCUCCUCCUUGCAUGGUCUCGUACAGCGCCUCCAUUACAACUCGUACAACCCUAUUGACCCUUCUGGAGAACCACGUGACACCCCACGAGCUCAGCAGGGACUAUCUUUGACCCUUUCUUCCCAGCAUCAGCCCGGUAACUAUGGAUCACAGCCUCAAGCAGUUUCAGGCGGUUCGGCUUCUUCCGGUUCAGCGGUGACCAACGGGGUUUCAGGUAUACAAAGUGUGUUGUUGAGCUCUAAAUACUUGAAGGCUGCUCAAGAGCUUCUUGAUGAGGUUGUUAAUGUCGACAAUACUGGGUUUACAAAGACUGAAAUGGCAAAAAAGGGCAGUGGAAAUGAUAGCAAUAGCAGCAAGGCUACCGGAGAAUUGUCGGCUGCGGCCGGAGACGGUUCUGGUGGCGAGAACGCUGUUGGUAAGCGCAGGACUGAGCUGAGCACGGCUGAGAGACAAGAAAUUCAGAUGAAGAAAGCAAAGCUAAUUAGCAUGCUUGAUGAGGUGGAUCAAAGGUACAGGCAAUACCAUCACCAAAUACAGAUUGUAAUAUCCACAUUUGAGCAAACGGCUGGAAUUGGGUCAGCUAAAACAUAUACAGCUCUUGCAUUAAAGACCAUCUCUAAGCAGUUUCGGUGUUUGAAAGAUGCAAUAAUUGGCCAGAUUCGAGCUGUAAACAAGAGCUUAGGUGAAGAAGAUAGACUGGGAGGGAAGACCGAAGGCUCCAGACUUAAGUUUGUGGAUCAUCAGCUUCGUCAACAAAGAGCACUUCAGCAGCUGGGGAUGAUCCAACACAAUGCUUGGAGACCACAAAGAGGACUACCAGAAAGAUCCGUAUCUGUUCUUCGAGCUUGGCUCUUUGAACACUUUCUCCACCCAUAUCCUAAAGACUCAGACAAGCACAUGCUUGCUAAACAAACAGGGCUUACCAGGAGUCAGGUGUCUAAUUGGUUCAUAAAUGCUCGAGUCCGGCUUUGGAAGCCAAUGGUGGAAGAGAUGUACCUGGAGGAAAUCAAGGAGCAGGAACAGAACCAUGAAGGUUCAGCAUCCAAAUCCACUGGUCCAACACCAGCAAAGAACCAAGCUAAAAGUUUGAGCAGCUCGAAACAAGACAAUUCUGCAAACCAGAAUGCUUCCUCAAUGUCCAUUUCCAUGGCUUCAACGUCUCCUCUUGCAGGAAAUGGCCAAAACCAGUCAGGGUUUUCCUUCAUUGGCUCAUCCGAAUUGGAAGGGAUCACCCAAGGAAGUCCCAAGAAGCCAAGGAGCACUGAGGUGCUGUUGCAGUCCCCAAUAGACAUGGACAUUAAACAAAGAGAGGCAGCAGACGAUGUUUCCAUCAAGUUUGGCAAAGAGGGCUACUCCUUCAUGGGAACCGAUACCAACUUCAUGGGAGGUUUCGGGCAAUAUCCUAUUGCUGAAAUGGCAAGGUUUGAUGCAGAACACUUCGCUCCAAGGUUCCCUGGUAAUGGUGUUUCACUCACUCUUGGUCUUCCCCACUGUGAAAACCUCUCUUUGCCUGCUACUCACCAAACUUUUCUCCCAAACCAAACCCUGCAAAUGGGGAGAAGGCUCGACAUUGGUGAACCAAAUGAGUAUGGUGCUAUAAACCCUUCAACACCCCACUCUUCAGUUGCAUAUGAGAUUGAGAACAUCGAUGUUCAGAACCGAAAAAGGUUUGCUGCGCAAUUGUUACCGGACUUCGUUGCCUGAUCGAUGUGAUUUGAAUUCAGAUUCAAGGAACUCAGCCAUAGGGGUGAUGGUUUCAGGGGUUUCACACUAUUCCUUGCUCUUCAUUUUCUCUCCCGAUGUAGUUUAAAAAGAAAGAAGAAAAUCCACCUCUAGUACAGCAAUAUACUUUGAAUAGCACAAUUUGUGUCACUCCUUAGCCAGCCUAGGAUCUCAGCCAUAUAUUUUUGAGGAUUGUAUAUUAAUUUUGUAAGUUUUGGGGAUUGGUUAUCAUGAAUUAGUUACUUGGGGGUAUACAACAAGUAAAUCAAAAUUUAGUCAA
Molecule: messenger RNA, 2727 nt
Organism: Gossypium raimondii (Peruvian cotton)
Lineage: Eukaryota; Viridiplantae; Streptophyta; Magnoliopsida; Malvales; Malvaceae
Product: BEL1-like homeodomain protein 1
Exons: 7
Coding region: 495-2429 (644 amino acids)
Biological process (GO): regulation of transcription by RNA polymerase II
Molecular function (GO): DNA-binding transcription factor activity, RNA polymerase II-specific; RNA polymerase II cis-regulatory region sequence-specific DNA binding
Source: RefSeq, a predicted model, not a curated record